AUGAAGUGGAUAUUGUGGGCGCUGGGUGCGGCGUUGCCUUACGUGGUUUCAGAGGACGGUUUGCCGUUCGUGUUAACAUUGUGUGCCACGUCCACGGCGCCUGCGGAUUCGCUGUGUGCGGACGGGUUUACGUUCAUUAUGCCAGCCUCGGAGGCGGCGACGAAACGCCUGAGCGGGAUUGCGCCUAGUCAGUACCAAGCCAACUGGCACCGUACAGGUGGCGUGGUGGAUGGCGGUCCCGCGGUCAACUUGCUAAUGAACACGCUGAUGCCUCUGCUCAAUGACGCCAUGCCCGAGAUGGACUCCUCCAAGUGCCUCCCGAACUAUUUGAGUGGAUUCCAUACCCCCGAGCAUCCUCUAUAUGCCGAACCACCAUAUGCCGCGGAGUGCGUGUAUUUGCCCCCGGUGCCAUCGGACUUUGUGAGUGGGUUGGCGAUUGCGCAGAACCAGACGCGGCUGCCGAUGGUGGCGAGUCCGUUGACGGCCCGCGAGCUACAGGAGUACCCCUACCCCGUGUGGCAGAUCUACCGCGCGUCCUGGGAGCGGCGUCUGGGCUUCAGUCCCUCAAGCUUGGUCCAGGCGUUGGCUAUGGCCUUGGGAGCGACGGAGACCUUGGGAACGACCGCUACGUCUGUCGUUGGUCUGCGCCUCUUUGGGUUUCCGGGCGAGACAGCGCAACUUGAGUUCGUGACCAUGGACGAGGUCAAGGCGCUGCCGGAAGUGAUGCUCACACGCCGAGUCAAAAUGUCGGGCCUCACCUUCCGAAUGGACACGCGCAUCACACUGCCCGAACCGCCCGCCGCCGCUCUCGUGGACGCCGGCUGCCAAGUCGUCGUGGAUCAAUUCCUUCCCGCCAGCAUCUUCAUUGACCAAGACGAAGCACAAGCACAUACCCGUCAAAGAGAGUCCACACGCCAUGUUGCUGGACGUCAUGGCCCUGGACGCCAGGAAACUGGGCGCCUUGCUUGGGUCUUCCCGCAGUUCCAUGACAUCGAAUUACCGGCCCAUCUAGCAACACCCGUCGUAUAUCGCACCACACACCUACUACUUACCGGCGAACGCAAUUAUGGAGACCAGGGGCCCACCUUCCACGACCGCUACCUCCUAGACGCACCCAAAAAUGCCUUCGCCCAAAAAGGUUCGGAAAGUGAAAGAGGCCGAAUAUACCUUGAGCCGCCGGCAAUCGCCAUACAGUGUCCUGGCUCCGCCCCCCCAGCACUUCAAAAGGUGACCGAAGCCCAUAUAUAUCCCCGUAGCACGAGAUACCACCCGAAUGCCGCAAUUGUCCAGGGUGUGUCCAUAACACCCGAAUUUCUACCCUAUGUCGUAGCCCUGACCACUACCGGCCUGCUCACGGCCCUAAUCGUCGUGGCCAAGCCCUUGCUCCAGUGUACUUUACGCUUGCGCAUCAAGCAACUGUGA
Messenger RNA from Gregarina niphandrodes, 1422 nucleotides. Its product is annotated as putative transmembrane protein. The record is from RefSeq and is a predicted model, not a curated record. The transcript has a single exon. Bases 1 to 1422 code for a protein of 473 amino acids. NCBI's taxonomy places the organism in Eukaryota, Apicomplexa, Conoidasida, Eugregarinorida, Gregarinidae.